Oldenlandia corymbosa var. corymbosa is the source of this 678-nucleotide messenger RNA. Lineage: Eukaryota; Viridiplantae; Streptophyta; Magnoliopsida; Gentianales; Rubiaceae. The record is from the annotation of a GenBank genome assembly.
AUGGAAAGAAGAAGAAAGCCUAGUCAUAGUAGCAGCGCCAAAGGAAGCACCGCCACAGAAGAUGAUUUAGCCAUGGUGAAAGCAGCAGCAUGGGCAUGGUAUGAACGUGGAUCCGGGUCGGAAACCCGUACCAUUCGAGAGUCCGAUCAUCUUUCCGCCAUUCCUAGAAGCAGAAGAAGAGAUCCAAAACCAACAAGGUACAAACUUGAAGCCAUGAGAAACUCUUCCUCCGCCCAAGAAAAGAAACAAGUACUACUAACACCACCUCCGCUUAGUCCGGUUAGUAGUAACAAUGAUAGCGAGAUAUCGGUUUCGAAUUCGCUUCUUGAUGAUUACGAGAUUGAAAGGAUAUCAAAGCAACUUGAUCUUUACAUUGAAUCAAGCCGAGCUGAAUAUUUAAUUAGUAGUAAUGUUCUUCGUAGUAGUAAGAACAAAGUCGCUUCCUUAUCAGAAAGCGGCACCAGCGACAAAAGAAGUAAGCCGCAGCCGAAGAAGAAGAAGAAGAAGAAAGAUUCAUCAGCAGGGUUUUGGCCGUUCAAAUAUACAGCUGUAUGUGGCUCUAGGAGUGAAGAUGUUGUUCGGAGUUUUAAGGUUAUUACAUCAUCGCGGCGGCAGUUACGGCCGGAAAAGGAUAUUGUGACGGUGGCUAGAAGUGCUUCUUCUUAUGUCAAGUCAUGA